AUUUCUGGGUGCAGUCCGUUGCAAAAGUCCUUGAUACCAGGGAACCGUUAUGAUGGAUUGGAGGCAACCAGGCCUCCUCCAGUCAUCAUUCAGCGACCGAGAUGGAGUGAAGACAAGAGGAUCACUGCCAGAGCCCUUUACGACUUCCACGCGCAGAACGCGAAAGAAUUGAGCUUCAUGAAAGGAGAUCUGAUUUACGUUGGACGGAGAAUAGACAAGAAUUGGUACGAAGGUGAGAGACAUGCUUCCAGAGGGAUCUUCCCGGUUUCCUACGUUGAACUUAUGAACGGGCCAUGGAUGAAUAAUCCGGGCCAGGCGAUGGCCAAAUACGCUUUCGUGCCUCAACUGCCGAACGAGAUCGGCUUCUCGAAAGGCGGGAAGAUAAAAUUCGAGGAUGAAGCGAAA
Molecule: messenger RNA, 405 nt
Organism: Notodromas monacha
Lineage: Eukaryota; Metazoa; Arthropoda; Ostracoda; Podocopida; Cyprididae
Source: the annotation of a GenBank genome assembly